Molecule: messenger RNA, 2913 nt
Organism: Miscanthus lutarioriparius
Lineage: Eukaryota; Viridiplantae; Streptophyta; Magnoliopsida; Poales; Poaceae
Source: the annotation of a GenBank genome assembly
AUGGCGGCAGCGCCACCGGCUGGACAGCACGCACUGCAGCUGUAUCUGCAUCUGCUGCUGCUGCUGAUCAUGUUGCAGUUAACGGCAAGCGCGCAGCGGUCCGACUCUGACAUGGAGCAGGACGCGCUGCGGGCGUUCACGGCCGGCCUGUCGGACGCGUCGUCAUCUGGUGCCCUCCAGUCAUGGAACAGCAGCACGCGCACUUCUGCCGGUGGCGCGUACCUGGAGUACCUCGUCCUCGAGAAGAACCAGCUCUCCGGGACCAUCCCGGCCAGCAUCGGCAGGCUGCGGCGCCUAUGGUACCUCAACCUCUGCGACAACAUCGGCAUCAGCGGGGAGAUUCCGGACAGCUUCCACAGCUGCACCAGCCUCGGGUUCCUGUACCUCAAUAACAACAACCUCACCGGCGCCAUCCCGGGCUGGCUCGGCACGUUUCCCAACCUCACCUACCUGUAUCUGCACCUCAACUCGCUGUCCGGCGAGAUCCCGCCAUCGCUCGGCAGCCUCACGAAGCUCCAGGCCCUCAGGCUCGAUGAGAACUACCUGCGAGGUAGCCUACCCCCUGGCCUCGCGGAUCUUCCUUCCCUUGAGACGUUCAGCGCGUACCAGAACCUUCUGGGCCUAUACCUUGGUGGCAACAAUCUGACGGGCCCCAUCCCCGCAGCACUUGCCAAGGCCUCGAAUCUAACGUGGCUCAGCCUAGCAAAUAACAGCUUCACUGGGCAGGUGCCUCCAGAGAUCGGUAUGCUCUGCCCACAGUGGUUGUACAUGUCGGGUAACCAGCUAACGGCUAGCGACGAGCAAGGCUGGGAGUUCCUGGACCAUCUUGCCAACUGCACCAGCCUGCAGGUCCUUGCCCUUGACAACAACAAGCUCGGUGGAGAGUUGCCAAGCUCCAUUGGCCGCCUCUCGACGGAGAUUCAAGCGCUGCACCUCGCGAACAACCGUAUUUCCAGGACGAUUCCACCGGGUAUCGGCAACCUCGUCGGGCUGCAAUCGUUGGACCUUGAAUCCAAUCUCCUCAACGGCACCAUCCCGGAAGGGAUUGGGAAUAUCAAGAACCUCAUAGAGUUGGGGUUGCAGGGGAACAGGUUAACCGGGCCAAUCCCAUCCUCCAUUGGCGACCUAACCCAGCUGGUAAAACUUGAUCUAAGCAGUAACACGUUGAGUGGAUCCAUCCCUCACACUCUAGCCAACCUGAACUGCCUAACAUCGCUCAACCUCUCGGGCAACGCCGUCACCGGACACGUCCCAAGGGAAAUCUUCAGCCUGGUGUCCUUGUCCUUGGCGGUGGACUUGUCUGACAACCGGUUGGACGGCCCACUUCCACCUGAUGUCUCCGGCCUCACCAACCUUGCGCAGCUAGUACUGACCGAGAACCAAUUCUCCGGUCAGCUGCCAAAAGAGGUGGACAACUGCCAGAGCCUGGAGUUUCUUGAUCUGGAUCGUAAUUUCUUCAACGGAAGCAUCCCAACAUCACUGAGCAAGCUCAAGGGUCUUAGGAGGCUCAACUUAGCGAGCAACAAGUUGACCGGGAGCAUCCCACAGGAGCUCGGCCAGAUGUCCGGUCUUCAGGAGCUGUACCUGUCGCGAAACAACUUGACAGGAACAGUCCCGGAGGAACUGGAGAACCUGAGCUCCCUGAUCGAGCUGGACUUAUCUUACAACCACCUUGACGGCAGUGUACCGCUGCAGGGCAUAUUCGCUAACAUUUCCAGCUUGAAGAUCGCAGGGAACGCCGACCUCUGCGGUGGCGUCCCGGAGCUCAACCUGCCCCAGUGUCCAGCAGCCAGGAACACACGCCCUACUCACUGGCUUCUCCAGAUAGUGUGGUACAGGAGAAGGCCGAGACAAGCAAAUAAAACUGAUGAUGCAAUGCUGGAUGAUGUCCUCGAUGGCAUGAACUAUCAGAGAAUAUCAUACGCUGAACUGGACAAAGCGACCAACGGCUUCGCAGACACCAACCUGAUCGGUGUAGGGAAGUUCGGGUCCGUGUACCUGGGCACCCUGCCCCUGCUACCGAAGGGUGCUUCAGCGCCCGAGAAGGUUGCCGUGGUGGUCAAGGUGUUCGACCUCUGUCAGGUUGGUGCCUCCAAGACAUUUGUAUCGGAGUGCGAGGCGCUGCGGAACACCCGGCACCGCAACCUCGUCAAGAUAAUCACCUGUUGUGUCAGCGUGGACGUGACAGGCAACGACUUCAGAGGCCUGGUGUUUGAGUUCAUGCCCAAUUACAGCCUAGACAGGUGGUUGAACAUGAACCCCAAGUCUGAAGAGAUGAAGAUCAUGAAAACCCUGAGUGUAAUCCAGAGGCUCAACAUCUCCGUGGACAUCGCCGACGCGCUGUGCUACCUCCACACCAACUCCAUUCCACCGAUCAUCCAUUGUGAUGUUAAGCCCAGCAACAUUCUCCUCAACAAGGACAUGAGGGCGGUGCUGGCCGACUUUGGCCUCGCAAAAUUGAUCCUUGAGCCCAGGAGCCAUGACACUUCAAACGCCACAAGCACAAUUGGCUUGAGAGGCAUGAUUGGAUACGUCCCACCAGGGAAGGUGUCUACGCACGGCGACGUCUACAGCUUUGGGAUCACACUGCUGGAGAUCAUCAUGGGGAGGUCACCGACCGACGACGCGUUCAAGGACAGGCUGACGCUGCUGGAGUUCGUCACCGCGUCGUUCCCAGGCAAGAUCGAGCAGGUCCUCGACCCGGCCCUGCUGCAGGUCGAAGGGUUUGAUGGCCAAGUGUCCUGUGGCUCCGUUGACGGUGGUGCGCAUAUCUCGGAACGCGAUUGCCUGGUCUCCGCUGUGAGGGUGGGGCUCAGCUGCACGUGGGGAGUGCCGUUCCAGAGGCUCAACAUGAAGGAUGCGGCCACCGAGUUACGCUCCAUCAUUGACGCUUGUGUCCGUUCGGCUGGGUAA